This is a messenger RNA of Saccharomyces paradoxus, 753 nucleotides long. It is a transcript of the gene GPP1, whose product is annotated as glycerol-1-phosphatase RHR2. The record is from RefSeq and is a predicted model, not a curated record. NCBI's taxonomy places the organism in Eukaryota, Fungi, Ascomycota, Saccharomycetes, Saccharomycetales, Saccharomycetaceae. Bases 1 to 753 code for a protein of 250 amino acids. Gene Ontology annotation, biological process: glycerol biosynthetic process; response to osmotic stress. The transcript has a single exon. Gene Ontology annotation, molecular function: sn-glycerol 1-phosphatase activity; beta-phosphoglucomutase activity.
AUGCCUUUGACCACAAAACCUUUAUCUUUGAAAAUCAACGCCGCUCUAUUCGAUGUUGACGGUACCAUCAUCAUCUCCCAACCAGCCAUUGCUGCUUUCUGGAGAGAUUUCGGUAAGGACAAGCCUUACUUCGAUGCCGAACACGUUAUCCACAUCUCUCACGGUUGGAGAACUUACGAUGCCAUUGCUAAGUUUGCUCCUGACUUUGCUGAUGAAGAAUACGUUAACAAACUAGAAGGUGAAAUCCCAGAAAAGUACGGUGAACACUCCAUUGAAGUUCCAGGUGCCGUCAAAUUGUGUAACGCUUUGAACGCCUUGCCAAAGGAAAAAUGGGCUGUCGCCACUUCUGGUACCCGUGACAUGGCCAAGAAAUGGUUCGACAUCUUGAAGAUCAAGAGACCAGAAUACUUCAUCACUGCUAAUGAUGUUAAGCAAGGUAAGCCUCACCCAGAACCAUACUUGAAAGGUAGAAACGGUUUGGGUUUCCCAAUCAACGAACAAGACCCAUCGAAGUCCAAGGUUGUUGUCUUUGAAGACGCCCCAGCUGGUAUUGCCGCUGGUAAGGCUGCCGGUUGUAAAAUCGUCGGUAUUGCUACCACUUUCGAUUUGGACUUCUUGAAGGAAAAGGGCUGUGACAUUAUUGUUAAGAACCACGAAUCCAUCAGAGUCGGUGAAUACAACGCUGAAACCGAUGAAGUCGAAUUGAUCUUUGAUGACUACUUAUACGCUAAGGAUGACUUGUUGAAAUGGUAA